AUGCCUCUCCUCCACACCCUCCUAACCACCUUCCUGGCUGCAUCCACCACCGCCCUCGCAGCAUCACCCAACCCCACCACCACCAGUAGUACUACGACCACCUUCCCCAACACCCUCAACAUCACCACCCUCACCGCGCACAACAACCAAUCCGUCCUCGAAUGCUGGGCCCUCGACCCGGGCUACUCCACCUCCGCCCAAGCCGGCGUCUCCGGCACCGCCAUGCUCAAUCUCGGCCCCGUCACCAGCAACGCAACUAACCUCCUCAUCCCCGGUGAAUAUAAUGGCGGCCUCCAUAAUGCUCCCACAAUUCAAUGGGUCAUCUUCCUCUCCGGCGUCGCGCACAUCACAUUACCGAACUCGACGGACGAGGCGUGGAUAGUCGGGGGUAAGAACGGGGCGAUUCUGGCGCUGGAUACGGCGGAGAUAGUAUGGUUAUCAUGUACACACUCUCAGGCUUGCUAUGAGGGAGUUUACUCCGCUCCUUAG
Molecule: messenger RNA, 489 nt
Organism: Aspergillus niger
Lineage: Eukaryota; Fungi; Ascomycota; Eurotiomycetes; Eurotiales; Aspergillaceae
Exons: 5
Coding region: 1-489 (162 amino acids)
Source: RefSeq, a predicted model, not a curated record